Messenger RNA from Rhopalosiphum maidis (corn leaf aphid), 932 nucleotides. Its product is annotated as transmembrane protein 242. Lineage: Eukaryota; Metazoa; Arthropoda; Insecta; Hemiptera; Aphididae. The record is from RefSeq and is a predicted model, not a curated record. The transcript is spliced from 3 exons. The coding region runs from base 142 to 654 and encodes 170 amino acids.
AAAAAUGCCGGUUUUAACAAAUAUUGUAAAUCUUUUAAAGUAUUUGGUUUUAUAUUAUUUAAGUAAAUAUAAUUUGUCAUUUUGAUUUUUGUCUGAUCUCACUCGACACUCAUAUUGAUUAAUUUGAUAAUAAACUUUUUAAUGGUUGUUGUAAGUAAAGAUGAAAAUGAGACUAACAAAUUACCACAAGUCGCAAAAAAAUCAAGUGAUACCAUGGCAUCAGCUGCGUUUUUAACUUGCGUUGCGGCUGGUGCUGGUUUAUUUGCAUUUGCUUCAACUCUGGCAUCAGCUAGAAAAACAGACCCUACCAUGUUUUCCAAAGGUCAAGCUCCUCCAUUGCCCACUGCUGAAUCAGGUGUACAGUUGGCUAUUAGAGCACUGAAAUGGGGAACUUUCUACGCUUUUGGUGGCUGUGGAUUGUUUUUUUAUGGUGUUUGGAAAAUGAGCGGAGCUAAUGAUAUGCACGAGUUUAGACUGAAAGUUGGUUCACUUCUCCCAAGGCUUACUCCAACCGUUCACAAUUCUCGAACAGAGUUUGAAGGAUUGACAGAUUUAAUGACAUAUUUGGCUACAGACUAUUCAGGACAAACUCCAAAAACUAAAAUCAUUAAUGACUCAAAUAAUGAGACUAAAAAUGAAAUCCCCAAAAAUUGAUAGAAACAUUGUAAUGUAUAUUACAUUUAUUAAAUAGUUGUUUAAAUAAAAUAAACAAACAAUAUUUUUUUUUUCAAAUAAUUUACAAACAAAAAUACAUAACAAAAAAAAAAAGGUUGAACAAAUAAAGUGUGUGCUUAUAAUGUAGCAUACUUAAUUAUUUCCUAGCGGCUAGGUAUGUACAGUAAUGUUGAUUUGUUUAUAAAUUAGAAUAUACUUAACCGUGUAAAUGUGAUCAUGAUAACAAUAUUAAAUAAAAGAAACUUUCAUUUAUUACA